AUGCCGGUACCGGGAUACUUCAUUAUGAAACAAGGUCGUCAUUCCGAACGGGACUGGGACGAGUCGCAAUUCAUGAUUUCGGUUACACGGUCAGUGACGCGCGAGCUGUCGACGCCCUAUGAUACUGUCGCACCAACAACCUUCGGGAUAUGGAAGGCAUCUUGUCAAGAUGAGUCACAUGCACCUCCAGAACGAAACAGAGAAGGCGCAAGAUCGAGAGGAUAA
Molecule: messenger RNA, 225 nt
Organism: Penicillium paradoxum
Lineage: Eukaryota; Fungi; Ascomycota; Eurotiomycetes; Eurotiales; Aspergillaceae
Exons: 1
Coding region: 1-225 (74 amino acids)
Source: RefSeq, a predicted model, not a curated record